UCCACUUAACUAAAAAAUUUAGUUUCCUCAUUGGCUGUACGUAGAAACAGCCCUCGAUCCACAACACACCAUGGCCACAGGGGCCUCCUUUAGAUUUGCUUCUCUUUCUCUUGUCCUCCUGCAUCUCCUUGCAUGGGCACCUUCUUCACUAUGGGCACGCCCUGCUACCUUCCUCCAAGACUUCCGUGUCACUUGGUCCGAUUCCCAUAUCAGGCAAAUCGAUGCUGGCAGGGCUAUCCAAUUGGUCCUCGACCAAUCUUCAGGUGCUGGGUUUGUCUCUAAGAGCAAAUACCUGUUUGGGCGUGUCAGCAUGAAGAUCAAACUCAUCCCUGGUGACUCUGCCGGCACCGUCACUGCCUUCUAUAUGAAUUCGGACACCGACACGGUCCGCGACGAAUUAGAUUUCGAGUUCUUGGGGAAUCGGAGUGGACAACCUUACACAGUCCAAACCAAUGUGUAUGCCCAUGGAAAGGGUGACAGAGAACAAAGAAUCAACCUCUGGUUUGACCCUUCUGCUGAUUUCCAUACUUACUCCAUCUUAUGGAAUCACCACCAUGUCGUGUUUUAUGUAGACGAAGUACCCAUUAGAGUUUACAAGAAUAAUGAGGGAAGAGGGAUACCAUUUCCAAAGUUUCAAGCCAUGGGGGUUUUCUCUACUUUGUGGGAAGCUGACGAUUGGGCCACAAGGGGUGGACUUGAGAAGAUUGAUUGGAGCAAAGCACCCUUUUAUGCUUACUAUAAGGACUUUGACAUUGAGGGUUGCCCUGUCCCAGGUCCUACCAACUGUGCCUCCAACCCUAGUAACUGGUGGGAAUCCCCUGCUUACCAGCAACUUGAUGCCGUUCAAGCAAGGAGAUACAAGUGGGUCCGCAUGAAUCACAUGAUCUACGAUUACUGUGCCGAUAGAUCUCGCUACCCCGCCGUCCCACCGGAAUGCGUUGCAGGCAUCUAAAAUCUAAA
Messenger RNA from Telopea speciosissima, 960 nucleotides. Its product is annotated as probable xyloglucan endotransglucosylase/hydrolase protein 6. Gene Ontology annotation, molecular function: xyloglucan:xyloglucosyl transferase activity; hydrolase activity, hydrolyzing O-glycosyl compounds. The transcript is spliced from 4 exons. Lineage: Eukaryota; Viridiplantae; Streptophyta; Magnoliopsida; Proteales; Proteaceae. Gene Ontology annotation, biological process: xyloglucan metabolic process; cell wall biogenesis. Bases 71 to 952 code for a protein of 293 amino acids. The record is from RefSeq and is a predicted model, not a curated record. Gene Ontology annotation, cellular component: apoplast; cell wall.